GCCUACAGAAAGCACACUUCACGCAGCUUUGUGAAACGUGAGUUUAUUGCACCACCACUUUUAGGGAGUGAAAAUCCAAGGAGGCAACCAUCCAUCUCCAGUUCCCAUUAUUUUCAUCAACUGGGCUACCCUCCCACCAUUGGAACCAACUGUUCUUUAGUGGGUGUCAUUUUGCUGCCUUUUACUGCAGAGGCUGCAGUGCUAGAACCUACAAGGCCCCAACCUGCAAAUCCACCUCCAUUACAGCCACUUUAAGGUAGGCUUGACACCCUUGCUUGUUGGAAGCCCAUUAUAGAAUUGUGAGCAGCCUACAGCAAUGGAUGUAUCUGCUCUGAUGAGGGGCUGAUGAGGGGCUGACAGAUUUCUUCCUAUGCCCCAAAUAGCCAGUCUGUAAGGUCCAUUGCAAGUGCAUUGCAACUCUUUCCAAGGUGUUUGAUUGACACUAACCAAAUGUGUAACCAAGAACUAGUACUUCAACGGACAGCUGCAUAUUUCUGCAUUGCAGGAGGUUGAUGAUCCUCUAUUAAUAGGUGUCCCUAUUCUAUGAGAUACCUUUUGCUCUUGUGUCACAUCUUAGUCCCUGCCCUUGGGCUGACAACCUGGCUCAUUGAUCUCUGAAAGUCACUCUGCAGACCUUUUUCAGCAGAAGGGUAGAAAAGCUUAACACCUCAUCAAAAACCUACAGAAACGGUUUUAAGGAAAAGGGGGGAAAUAGUACUGGCAUAUUGUGCCAUAUAGAGAGAGCAAUGCUACAGGUACAUAUUGAGACAAACCAGACAGCUAAGUAAAAGACUGCCUUGUAUUGCAUGGGAGGAAGUAAAAACAUUUUGACUCCAGAAAAUGGGCAUACACUAGAUGACUUGUAUAGCCAGUGUUGCCAGAAAACUCUGAAAUUGCACAGGUUCAAUUAUAAAUACGAAAGAGCAGUUUGUGGAGGAACAUAAUCCUUGCAUCAUCACUGUUGUGAAGGCUGAACUUCCUGAUUUCUUUCUUUGAGCCCCAAUAGUUCAGUUCUGAGUUCUCCAGGCUUGGGAGGAACUUCUGGUAUUGUCUAAAAAAAGAAAAAAGGCAAGUCAUACUGAUACCAAGAACCACAAGUUCAGUUUUUAAAUUUAUAGCUUUGAAUAUAUGCACACUUAGUGGAAGCUUCUAAGUCAUGAACCAUGAUAAGGUAUUAGCUCUAACCCAGGUGUGGGCUUCUGGGUAUUGCUGAACUACAACUCCCAUCAACCCCAGCAAGCACAGCCAAUGGGCAGGGAUAAUAGGUUCAGCAACAUCAGGAGGGCCAAAAAUUCCCCACACUCCAUUUCAAAAUGCACAAAAUGGAUAAAAGGCUAAAACAAUAAAGGAAUAUUUUGAACUGCCUUUGGACACAGAUCUGCAGGCUUAGGGAAAAGAGUAAGGUGUUCAAAGCCAUCCAGGCAACAGAAGAUCCAACUAUUAUUGCUCAGCAGCUCAUCUAAGGCCUAGGCUACUGUCUAUCCUGGGAUGGACAGUAAAAAACACACAACCUACAGUCUUGGGAGAUAUAUUACCUCUCGGAGCUGUAUUGGGGAAUAAGUGUAUGCCCAGUGUUACUGUGUUGUUUGAUGUAAGCUGUCCUGGGGGUCCUUCUGAAGUUGAAAGGUCAACUAUUUCAAACAAACCAAUACAUAAAUGGGGGGGGGGGGGGAGAAGCCACUUACAAGAUCAGGCCUGUAAUAUCGAUGGACAACUUCUGCACCAGCAAACAUGGCCAACAUACUUGCACUGAACAUUUUCAGGUAGCGAGGCCAAGCUACUCCUGCAGGCAUAGCCAAGAGCUACUAGCAGCAACUGGAAUACAAGUAAAAGAGGAAGACGAGGACACUGACUAGGAAAGAAAUGGCAUGAACUCUGAUGACAUAAAAGGAAAAUGAUUCCAGGAUAGAAACACAAGAUGCUGGACAUUCUGGCAGUGCCUAUCGCUGGCUGUAUCCAACUAAUAUGCUCAAAAUGGAUUUCAAUUGAUUAACUUAAGUUUGUUGAUUACAAUGGAUCUACUACACUAUUUCUUGCUCAAAGCCACACAGCAAAUCCCCAACACAGAGAUGGAAAAACAGUUUUAGUCUGCACUCCCAUGCACAAUUACUUAGAAAUAUGUCCCACUGCGCACAGUGGGACUUCUAAGUAGAUGUGCAUGGGACUGCAAUUUCAGUCCCAUGUGCAUCUAAGAAAUCGUUGGCAUGCUGUGGGCUCCAAUCCAGGAAAUUUCUGAAAACAACACAUUAGUCUGUCAUGGCAUAAAUUUGUGUGCCAGCUAUGCCCAUUCCUGGAGAUGUCAGAUCUGGCUAUGGUGAUACAUACCUUAGGUACAAUCCGUUUGGAUUAAUGAAACACACCCUAGAUGGGACUGUAUUUAUUGCAGUAGUCUAACCUAGAGUUUACCAGAGCAUAGAGAGCAGUAGUUGGGCUUUCCCUCUUCAGAUAUGGGCCACCAGCCAAAGCUGAUGGAAAGCACUCUGCGAAUAAUUGUAUUGUAAAUUGGUAUUGUUAUAAUGAGGCUAUUAUUGGAAUCUAAUUGAAAACUAAUAAAAAUUAUCAAAAAGAAAGAAAAGAAAGAAAGCACUCUGCGACACAGGCCACCUGCGCCUCAAGGAACAGUUGCAAAGGAUCCAGCAAACGGCAGUCUCCACGUUGGGAGAAAUGGGUUGCCUGCGGGUCUCUUAAACGGUUCUCCCAGACCCAUGAAACCGAGCAAAUCCGCCAUGUGACAAACACGCAUCUUGCCCAACGGACACGCGUGUCCUUCCACAACGCCAAAAGGCAAGCCAGGCUCUUCCCCACGGAAAGGAGGAGAUGGGGGGUGGGGUUCUUCCAUAAAGCUCCCUGGUUGCCAGCACCGCCCUGAGGUUCCCUCUUACCUGCAUCAACCCUGAUCACUGGCUCGUCGGUGGCGGAGACUAAUCUCACGAAGGACAAGCCGAAAGAAGGUUCUCUUUGGCCGGACCAGGAGCCAAUAGGGGACGCGGAAGGCAAGAGCAACGCACAGGUCAAGAAGUCACGUGUACGACUAGAUGUUACGUCCCAUCACUCUUCUGGAACUUGAAAGCACUCUAGAGAUAGAAAUGUGGAAUCGCGUGUAGCCUUUCCAUUCGUGUAGCCUUUACAUUCACGGGAAGAUUUGAAAGACGCCCAUGGCUGUAAUUCUCGCCCUAGGUGCUCUACGCCUGCUCUAAAGUGUAACGUAUAUAUGGGGGGAAAGCCCUAAAUAUUCCGCAUCGGGAGAUAAAGGAGGAAAGCCGUUCGCUCUAGACCGGCAGUGCUAUAAUAAGGCUAAUGAACUAAGUCACUCCUAUUUUUGCUAUGUCUAUGAUGAAGUAAUAAAAUAAAAUUGAAAUAAAAUAAAAUUUUGUAUAUAUAUGUAUGUAUGUAUACAUAUACGCACACACACGGAAGUAAUAAAAUUAAAUCUUGCCGUAGCUCAGUGCAUCAGCUCCGCCUGCAUAAGGUCCUCCCACGUUUGGCCCCACAUCCCUCCAGCAAACCCAGGCAGGGCUGCGAGAGAGAACCCAGCCUGACACCCGCGGUUCCGGAGCGCUGCUACCCUUCAGACCAGGCAACGCCGAGCCACGUCGGCCAACGGAGCAAAGGCAAGCUUCCUACGUUGCUGAAAUCGUAGCCCCACGUUUCUCCAUCCCGGAUUUCUACGAUAGGCCGCGCCGCGUGUCAGUCUAUCCUUUUCCUGUCUCUGUGGGCCGGCCGGCCAGCCCACGCCGGCGCCGCGGAACCAGAGAGAGUCGACGGCAGAAGGUACAGCGCGCGAGCUGUGGGGGGAGGGGCCUUGCCGGGGGUCGCGCGGUAUUGGAGGUUGGGCUUGGCUGGCGCUGACUAGGCCUCGAGUUCUCGCCGGGCCUUCGCUAACUGGGGAGGUGGGCGUCGGGAGACGUCAGCGCUCGGGAAUGGAAGCCGAGGAGCCCGGCCCCAGGUAGAGGGGGCGGAAGGAGGCCGAGGCCGAGCUCGCGGGUGGGCAGGGGGGCGGAGGGGGCCGUGGUCGCCUCCCCUCCUGCCGUGGAGGAGGCUGCGGCGAGUACAAAAGGCUUCCAGGCCAGGGUCUCCUGCCACAGGCAGGCCAAGGCCUGAGCCCGGAAUGGGAAGGGGGAGAGGGGAGUGAGCGAGGCUCUGGGUCGCCUCUGUAUUGUUAUUUAUGGUGCGUGUUUAUAUUAUUGAUACAUGGGCAGAUGCACACAGGAUGGAGGGCUGCAUAGCUCUCUCUCUCUCUCUCUCUCUCUCUCUCACACACACACACACACACAAACACAAACACACAAUUAUGUAUACUUACUAGCAUAUGUGUAAUAUUGGAGCAAGAUCUGUUAGGUACGCUCACAGUACACAUUUUACUGUCAUGACUCCCCUGUAUAUGUGUGUGUGUGUUUAUUGUUGUUGAUUGCAAUUUUUAAAAAUGGUUCUCAUGCACCAUGCCCUGAGAUCCUUUGCUUAUAGGGUGGGUUAUAAAUAUUUACAAACACACGCACACACACAUAUAUAUAUUGAUUGGUGUCCAUCUGUCUCGGGAGACAAUGGAGGAGUGAAGGCAAACUGUUGGAAGGCAGAGACUGGUAUGAGAGAGGCAUGUUUUGUGCAUAUACAUGUGCACAUACAUACAUACAAAGCUGCUACCAGACUGGGCGGGUGGGCUUGGCAUGAUUCAUAUUAUCAAAAAGUGCCCAUACAUAGAAAACUGGUGUGUCAGAAAGAGGCUUGAAGCCUCUGGUGUCUAAUUUUUCUACAAGUAAAGGGCAUGGGACUGGUGUAAUUGAAGAGGGUGUAGUGAAGUGAGCUUCCACCUGCAGUGUGAAAUGGUACAAUCCACAAACAGGCUUACCAACUUGAAGCAGUUCAUGUGGAACUAGGCCUCCACGAAAUGUGUAUUCAAAACUCUUCCUAUUACCUUGGAAAGCAAUUAUCCUUUCUGCGGGUGUAUAUUCAGGAUCAAAUAAUGUGGAUGAGUUGCUUCUUUAUGCUAGUUGUAAAGAGUGGUGAAAGGACGGUUUUUCAUUGCCCGCUUUCAAUUACACUUAAGGUGGAAACUAACUUGCCUUAAUAAGUAUAAGGGUAGAGCUGAGGAUGCUAGUUGUUCCUCCUUUUUAUAGUACAACAGCAAUGGUCCAGUUCAAAUUCUCUUCAAAUAAACGCCAUAUGGGGCAUGUCUAUGAACUCAACUGCGGAUAGGAACUAGUAUCUGACCCAUGACAGCAGGUUUUCCCAGCAGCAGUUUGCAUGAGCAUAUUGGUACCUUUUUUAUUAUUUGCAGCAUAGGAAGUCUCAUGGGAAGCUGUGUUAUACUGAAUCAGACCAAUCUCCUGCCUCUGCUCUAUAGUCUUGCUGUCAAGAAGUGGUGCCUUUCAGUGUGUGUUGUAACUUCUUUUACUCUGCUUGUAGGGUUUUUCAGUGCUUGAACCAGGUUAGCAUGUAGUGUUGAGACUCAUUGACUUGAUUAGCAAUUGACAGUAUUUUGUGCUUCCCAAAUCGUGCAAACAGGAAAUGUAACUCUCCAAAUCAUUUGUUUGUGUUUAAAUUAGACUUUGAGAAUCAACCCUGUUACCACUCUGAUCAUAUAUUUAACAAACAAAAAGCAAGCACAACUAUUCAAGGGUAACUGGGGAUACUUCCAGAACAGAGGUUAAUAGAAUAGAUCUCACAAAUGGGCUGUUGGCAACAUUUUUUUAAAUUAAUUGGAUUUUUCUUGGAAAGAGUAGGUCUGAAUUAAAUGGGGAAGUAUAGAAUGGUAUUUUUACACAAACAACGUAUUGGGAAUGCUGCAAAAGAUGUGCAUGCCUAAGGAGCACCCAUUCCACACCAAGCACCUGUCUGGAAGUACCCUUAUUGUUGACCUUGACUGUGAUCCUGUGGGAGCAGAAGUAUAUAAUAUAUAAGAUGAGAAUUGUUGCCAAACAUGGAAGAAAUCCACCAGACUAGACUUGAAAAUGCAUGUCAAAUACUACUUGAAAUUUUGUUCCAAAUUUAUAAUUUGAAAUGGUAGUAAUUUUAACCUUUUUAAAUUAUUUUUUAAAAGACAUUAUACUGCCCUUCAACCAGCAUUUUAUCCUUUUCCAUUCCAUCAAAUGAUGACUGGAGUUCCAAACAUGGAGAUGAUGAAUGAAGAGGAAGCACUUCAGGGGCCUUUGGAAUCAGACUUUGUUCCAGAACCUGUUCAAGGUGUCUCAAUUUUUUCCUUGAAAUGUUUAAGCAAAUAUGCAGGAACAUAUUUCUUUUAGGAUAUCUGAAAACAGUUGGAUAGCUUCAUUCUUCAGAGUGGUGGUAUUGCUGACCUGAACCAAUGCUUAUUGUGAAAAUGUGCCCUUUUCUUUACAGUUUUUAAAUAUUGUAGUAAGAGGAAAGAGUGGACACUUCUAGCUUGAGCUUGCAAAAAAAAAAUUCUAAUAACUGAUGAAGCAGCAGUUUACAUGAACAUACUUAACUUGUAUUUCUGUUGUAUACAGUAAAUGGUGAAUGUUGAAGUUACGGGAACAAGUUGCAUAACUUGUCCAUAUCAUGGUAUUCAUACAUGCAUUACAUUGAUCUCAGAUUGUUAAUGCAACCAUUUUUAUUCUGUUUUUUAGUUCAGAAACUGAUCCCAUUUAGUCUCACUUGAUUAUUCUACAUCGAUAUUUAAAAUAGUAGAUUACCAAUCCCCUUACAAUUCUUGGAUAUUGUUACUCAUUUCUGGAUAACAUUUAAUAAUGCAACUUCUUCGUUUGCAACAUAACUAUAUGAUUGCUUGCCAUGUAGUUACUAAGUUAUUUAUUAGGAUAAUGCACAAAAUAAAGUUUUGAUGCAAUCAAACUUUUCUUGCAGCCUUGUGUUUUCUAUAGCAAAUUGAAUUUAUUUGUAAAAGCAGCCUCUAGAACUAAACUUGAAUAAGAUUUCUCAAGUAAUUUUUUAUUGUGUACUUUCUCCAGAAAUGGGCACUGGGCACUGGGGUCAGUUUCGAUGCUCAGAGCUCAUUUGCAAGGCAUUUAAAAACCCUAUUUCAUGUAUCAGCAGGUUUCUAGUAAUAUUUAUCCAUCCAAAGGUAAAUAUUAACAGCACGAUGCUCUUUUCAUGGCAGUAACAGGAUGGAUAAGUUAGAAAGAUGUGGAGUUCUUCCAAUGUUCAUUGAGAAUAUUUGUUGAAUGUCUUGUUUAGCUGAAAGAUAUUUUAUUAGCUAGAAAUAGAUUUUUAAAUGUAACAUUUCACAUCAUCUCUGAUUUUAAAUAGUAGUAUUUUGCCAUCUCCAAAGACAUAACAAAAAGUCAUUUCCUUUUGUCUUUCAGCAACUGUUAAGGGAAGAAAGAGAAAAAACAAAACUUCUGAACCCAAGAAACCUGCUGCUAAAGUUGCCAAAUCAAAAGCCAAACAAGAAAAAAUCACAGAUACUUUUAAAGUCAAAAGGAAAGUAGAUCGUUUUAAUGGCGUAUCUGAAGCUGAAUUGUUAACCAAAACUCUUCCUGAUAUACUGACCUUCAAUUUGGAUAUUGUAAUUGUAAGUCAAAUGUAAGAAAGUUUUAUCUGUAGAUAACAGUUUUGCAGCCAGUUCAGUUAGCAACUUUGUAGUAAACCCCAAAGGGAUGUCUGUGUUAGUCUGUUGCAACAAUAGCAUUCUGUUCUUCGCUUGUAUAGAUUUGGGCUCUGUACAGAAAUGUUACAAACCUCCUCCUCUUGUAUGACCUUUUGGCUCUACAGUGUAAUGUUUUUCCCUGUGAGUUUCUCUAUGAGGAUAAUUUAUCAUCCCCCCCCCAUUUUUUUCUUUUUAAAUUAUAAGAAGAGGGUUGUUUGUUGUUUCAAGUGAUCAUUUUACUAGACUGGCUGGGAAUAAAAAGUGAUCACUUUCUGAUAUUUCCUUAUUCCCAACAAAUAAUUGAGGUCUAUUUUCACUUUUGCUUUUUCCUUAGCUGUUUUAAAGUAUUUUCCUCUGUUUUAGCACAAUGGUUUCCCAUUGUCAUAAACAUUUCAACUAUUUACAACAGAUCUGUAAGAGCUGAUGAGAUAAGUGAUUAACUUUAUAUUUUCUGGAACGUGAAAGUCAUCUCUGAGAUAUUUCACAUUUUAGUUCCAUACCCUGCUUUGCUUCAGCAAUUAAUAGUGGUAAACAGGUCUUUAUUUAUUUAAAACAUUUGUAUCUUGUCAUGCCUCAAAAAAAGCUCAAGGUAGCUAACAGAACAAAAUCACAACUUAACAAUUUUAAAACGUCAGUUGCCAAAAAUAUGAAAACAGCCAAAACAGAAAUGGAAAGCAGCAACAAUCCUCACUUACUAAUAGCAUUAAAAUAUAUUCAAAGAAAAUAUAGACAGUUAAAACCAAUGCAUUAAAACCAUGUUAUAAAACCAAACACAUAGGAGCAUAAUGUAAAUAGGUGGGCAGGCUCAUACAGGAAAAGGCAGCCCUGUAGAUGACCCAGUCCUAAACCAUUCAGGGCAUAACAAGUAUCCAAAGCACUUUGAUUUAUUCCAAGGAACAGAUUAGAAGAUUUAAUUGUUCUUUUGUUUUCUAGAUUGGUAUAAAUCCAGGUUUAAUGGCAGCUUACAAAGGCCAUCAUUACCCAGGACCUGGAAACCACUUCUGUAAGUUCCUCCUUCUAUGAUCUCUUGAAACUUUUAAGAAUGCAGUUUUAAUUCUGCAAUUUCUGAUUGUAGAAGGGCUAGAGAAAUGAGAUUGUGGGCAAGAUUUGGCUUUUGCUGGAAGAAGUGUAGUGAAUGGCUGCAUGGGUGAAAUGGUGAGCAUGUAAAAUAGUGCAUAUUCAGCAUGAAUGCUAAAAAGGAAAUGCCAAGCGGUGAGAAGAUAUUCGUUAUCUCACUUCCUUCCAAGAACAUCAGAGGCAAAUUGUGUGGGAAGCACACAAUAAGAGAGCCAAAAAUGACACGGUGUUCAAGUACUGGUUGCCUAAGAAGUUGACUGCAUUGUAACACAAACUAUAAGAAUCAUAUAUUUUCCGCCUCCACAGGGAAGUGUCUCUUUUUGUCUGGGUUAAGUGAAGAACAGUUGAACCAUAUGGAUGACCACACUUUGCCACAUAAAUAUGGUAUUGGGUUUACAAACAUGGUGGAAAGGACAACACCAGGGAGCAAGGACCUUUCCAGGUAGGGUCAAGUUGGAAUUCCGUAAAUAGAUCAUUGGUAUUUCCAGACCUGUUCUAUAACUUAAUAUUUUCCUCCCACUUUUUAGCAAAGAGUUUCGGGAAGGAGGACGGAUUCUGGUGCAAAAAUUGCAGAAGUAUCAACCUAAAAUAGCAGUUUUUAAUGGAAAAUGUGAGCCUUUCAUAUACAAGAUUUCUGCAUAUUGAUUUCACUGGCAUUGUAUUGUGACUAACAGUCAAUUUGUAUUUAAUUUGACUGUAGGCAUUUAUGACAUUUUCAGCAAAGAGGUUUUUGGAGUAAAGGUUAAAAAGUUGGAAUUUGGACUCCAGCCACAUAAGGUUCCAGACACAGAAACAGUAAGUUCCUGUCAUGGUUAUGAAAUGAAAACACAGAAUCUUACCAUUUGUGGAAGAAUGAAUUGAUAUAAACUUGUACUGAUGAAGAAAAAAACACUCCUAUUCAAAACUGUUACCUUAGAAUUUAAGAUUUCACUACCUGUGAGUGAGAUUAUGGAAGUUUUUGAAACAAAGUUAGUGUUCUUAAAAAUGCUCUACCAGUUUGGAGGCUUCUGAUUUAACAUUGCCUUCUGUUUUGAUAUUUUUUCCCUUUUACAGCUUUGCUAUGUUAUGCCCUCAUCCAGUGCAAGAUGUGCUCAGUUUCCUCGUGCACAAGAUAAAGUUCAUUAUUACAUCAAGCUGAAAGACCUAAGGGAUCAGCUGAAGGGUGUCGCGUCAAAUGCAGAGGUCCAGGAAGUGCAGUACACAUUCGACUUGCAGCUAGCACAAGGUAUAGCAUAUGAAGCCAGAAUAACCAGGAUUUGCUCAAAAGACCUAAUCCACAUAAGAAAAAUGAAGUGGGCCUGGGCAGCUGCUCAGUGCUGUAACUGGAAGACUGCAGUUGUGACCUAUUUUAAACAAAAGUGUCCUAAACUUAUGCAUGAUUUCUUGUGUGAAACUAUUCCUUAAACAGUUUAUCAAGAGAGCAAAUAGAAAGUUUUUAAUACAUUUUGGAGGUCUUGUAACUUGUAAUUCCUUAAAAUUCUAUUUUAUACUGGAUAUUAUAUAAUCAUUUACAGUAAGGGUAUAAUUAGAAUAUACCUUCUGAGUAGGAUAACAGUGUUAUCCUGUUGAAAGACUCCUCAUAUGCUCAAGUCAAGAGUUUGAAAUCUGAUUUAUUUUUCUCAAUAAGGUUUUUAUUGAGAUUUUCCCAUAAUACAAUAAGGUUACAGUUACCUCAGAUACAAAACAAGAAAAAGAAGCAAAAGAGAAAGAGGCAACAGAGAUAGAGAGAAGAGAGAGAGAAAACAAAGAAAGCAGAAACAGAGAAACAUUAGCAAAAAUGACAAAAGAGGGACUUCCGAGGGACUUCUGCAACCUUGGUUCUCGAACUUAAUCUGUUCUGAAGUCCAUUCAACUCCCAAAACGUUCAAAAACCAAGGCGUGGCUUCCGAUUGGUGCAGGCGCCAGAGAAACAAUAACCGACAGCCGCAUCAGAUGUUCAGCUUCCGAAAAGCGUUCAAAAACCGGAACACUUCUGGAUUUUUGGCACUCAGGAGCUGAUUUGUUCAUUGACCAAGCCAUUUGAGAACCAAGGUUCCACUGUACUGGUCAUGUGCAGAAAGAAUAUAAAAUUAUUUAAAACCAUCGGUCAAUAUGAACUACUAUCCACUUCACUGUCUGUUAAACAAUAUUUCCUCUAAGUUACAGUGUCUCAUAGUCAUCGUUUUGUUUAUUUUAUGGAAAGUCCAAGAUAGGUCCCCUAAAUACUGUAAUUAUUUAUAAGUGUUAACCAUAUUUCUUCUUUUUAUUGAUUCACACCAAGAUUAUUCCAUAUUGUAUCAUACUGUUUCUUUCCAUCCAUGUCUAUAUUAAGGUCUCUCCACUGUGAUCAUAUAUUAUAUUCCAUUUUUGUUUCUCAUAUAACCACUUGUUCAUGUCUGGUUAGAGAUUUGAUUUAAGCUUUCAAUGUAUGUGUGUGUGUGUGUGUUUCUUCAGAGGAUGCUAAGAAAAUGGCUGUCAAAGAAGAAAAAUAUGAUCCGGGUUAUGAAGCAGCUUACGGGGGUGCUUAUGGUGAGAAAACAGCCGAGGAAGGUGAACCAUGUAACUUCCCUUCAAAUGGAACAGGUAGAGUAUAGGGAAUAUUUUGUUUUCUCUUCAUUUUAAUCCAUGUUCCCUGAUGCAGAAGAUAAUUAGGAUUGGUUCUAUUAAUUCCUUUUGUUUUAGACAAGUGCAACACUGCAUUUGGAACUCAAUGCAAAAGUAUAAACUAUUAAGGUGUUAUAAAGUAGAAGUCACAUUCUGCAUUCACAUGUAACUUUUUAUAUCUAUUUUUAAAAUCUGACAUAGAGAAGCAUGUAUAAAUCUGUGUAAGUAAAAUUCAGUCUUUUCAGUUGCCAUACAUUUUCUCUGUCUUUCACUCUCUCACUUUAUCACUUGUAAGAUAAUGACUAUAAUAAUGAUAAGCAGCAGCAGCCACAGCAGCAGCAGUGCUAAUGCCAGAGGAUCUAGGGGUACUGUUGGGGGACAUGGUAAAUUAGUGAGAAAUAGCAAAUCCAAAAUCCAAAAAGUUACUCAUGGUUAUUUGACUUAUUUAUCAUCUUUAGUGAAAUAGAAUAACAAAAUACAAAUUUUAAGUGACAGUUGGGCUUUUUAAUUCCAUUUAUUUUCUAUCUUGCUCUUCAGCCCCAAGUGAUUCUCAUAGUGGCUCACAAAUAAAAAUGAAACUACAAAUGCAAUAAACAAUCUUUUAUGAAGCAGCAGAGCACUAAACCAGAUAUUAGAACCAGAGCCGCAUAACAUCAAAACUGUUUGUUAAAAUACUAUCUAAAAAACAAAUAAAAAGUAAUGGCACUAACCCAGUAAUUAAUGUCAGCACAAAGUGAGACACCCUUCCAAAGAUGGGACAUUUGAUGGGCAAAUAUUUCUCUUCCAGUGGAAAACAGACCAACAGGAAUGCCUUGGAGGAAGGCAUAGAAUUCUUGAAGCACACUUACUUUCUUAUAGGAGAAUUGGCUAAAAUAUGGCCAUCUUUAGUUUUUUAAAAAUUGUUUUCUUAAUGAAAUAGAUUGAGUAAGUUAGUUGCUUUAAGUUGUACAUGUUUAACUUCUUUUUUAAAUGGAUAGCAGCUGGCUGGCUUUUGUAGCUGAAAAUUUCAUGGUGGGGAAUGGGUUAGACUUGCAGGGGUGCCGAAACGUUUUUUCAAAGAGGGCCAGAUUUGAUGAAGUGAACAUGCGUGAGGGCUGACCAAAGUUGUUGAGGUUUUUUUACAAUUUUACCCCAAAGUUGUUGAGCUUUUCUUAGGAUUUUACCCCAGGACAUAUAGUGCCACAGGGGCCGGAUUAAAUCAACCAGCGGGCCGGAUUAGGCCCCCCAAACGGAUUUUGGACAUGCCUGGGUUAGAAUUUCCCUGAGGUGGCUACCCUCAGCCACCCACCAUCUACAGUCAGACAGAUGAAUGGAUGCCCCCUGGUGGGCAAAAUCUGUAACCAGCACAUUUGGGGAAAUGCCUUUUCUUCCUUCAGCCAGAGCACCAACUAAACGAUUAAGUCAUUUUGGUUUGUUUUCCUGCAGCAACCAGUGCAGAGUACAGCAGUGGAUCUUCCUUUGGAGAUGUCCCCAAUGGACAGUGGAUGACACAGUCUUUCACAGAUCAGAUUCCAGAUUUCAGGAAUUCUAGACCACAAGAGGAAGAAGGAAGCAAUGCUUAAAGGCUGCCUUUUAAGCCAAGCGUAACUUCUGCAGGAGUUUUUUAAAAUGUCAAGAAUGGUACCUCAGUUCUCCAACUGAAGCAUUUUUAAAUAGCAUUUUACCUCUUAGUUCUCUCUUAUGAUAACAAUUUGUGUUUGUAGAUUUAGACCUAUGAAUCAGGUCACUUAAAGAAAAUGUUUUUUAAGAGAUGAGGCUUCCCUGUUUCUUUCUCUUUCUUUCUUAUUUUGUAUGAGACUUUUGUAUUUAAAUGGUUCCAUAGUUGCAGUUUUAGAAAACUUGACUUCUCAUUGGUGAAAACUUUUUGUUUUGUUUUGUUUUAAAUCUGUAUUUUGUAAUGUAGUUUGUGAACGUACAUUUUUAACCUAUCCCUUCAUGUGUUGGGAUAUUUCAUACGUGUGUUAGUCCAUCUAAGGAGAGGGAAAGCUGCUUGUAGAUCUAACAUUGUUACUGGAAGUGACAUAGCAAGUUAUUGUCCAGCAAAUCUGUUACACAUAGUUGUAGGCCUGCCUCUGGUGUGAAGGAGGCUUGUUUUUAUGGCAGAAAGUAGCGUGCAGGCAUGUAUGUACAUCAUUUGACUACUGCCACUUGAAUGUGUGACCUGCCACCAUUGAAAAGCAUAAGGGUUGAACCAAAUGAUCACCAGGUCUCUCCUCUGUUACUUUAUGGGGGCCGAGCACCUUCAUCCUAUUGUUGUUGUUUAAUAUCUGCUGCUAUUUCAGCUGGCAUUUUCACACUCUCCAUUUCAUUCAUCCUCAAGUGAUCCCAGUCAAUCAGGGAUUAUAUACUGGAUGUGGUGACAUUACAGUGCUGUGCAGCUGGUCAGAUUUGACUGCUUGCUGAUGUCACUAAGAGCAAGUGGGUUCUCCUUAGUGUAAGGGCACUGCUUCAGAUUCAGAUUUUGAGGAUAAUCUUGGCCCAUAAGGGAUUCUAAAAUCAACAUUUUAACAGCCUUUCACAGUGAUCUCUGAAAAACAACUGAAAGUUGUAGCACUUCUUUCAGUUCUGAGCUAAGAUUAUCCUAGCACAUGCCUUUGUUCAGGCCUCCCUUUACUGCUUCUGGCUCAGCCUUAAAAAGCUUUCCUUGUGAGAAAUGGAAAUCCUGCCUCCAGUGGAUUGUCUUUGAUGGCCCAUGAUAAACAUGCAUGUGUGAACAAUUCCUUAGUGUGUGAGAGAAAGUGUGUGUGUAAAGAAGAGAGGUAUGAGGAGACUGUGCACAUGUUUCUGAGAGUUUAAUACCUCGAUCUCAUAGCCACUUAUCUCAGGAAGAUGGAGGGGAAUGCUGUAACUGCCACAUUUUGUGUGUUCCCUUCUGCCUGCCCUCUGAAGGUUGAGCUGCUGGUGGGGAAUGGCUAGUAGUGUAGCUCUUGGAAUGGAAAGAUAUAGUGGUGGGGAUUUAGGGCUAGGGAACAUGUGGUCAUCCAGAUGUUUUUGGAAUCCAAAUCCCAUCAGCCCCGCAUUGCAUGUCCAGGAUGACAUGCAAUGGUCCAGGAUGAUUGGAGUUGUAGCCCAACAAUAUAUUGAACAGCACAUGAUCCCCAACCCUGAUUUAGUGUUUCAAGAGAACUUUUGGCCAGAAUAGAGAACCACCUUAAGAAGGAAAUAUGUAUGCUCUGUACAGUGGUACCUUGGUUCUCGGACUUAAUCUGUUCCAGGAGUCAGUUCAACUUCUGAAACUGUUCAAAAACCAAGGCACUGCUUCUUAUUGGCUGCAGGAGCUUCCUGCACUCAAGCGGAAUCCGUGUUAGAGAUUCGGCUUCCGAAAAACAUUUGCAAACUGGAACACUUACUUCCAGGUUUGUGGCGUUCAGGAGCCAAUUUGUUCGACAACUAAGCCGUUUGAGAACCAAGGUUCCACUGUAUAGGCUUUUUAAAUACAUACAUGCCACAGGAGGAGGAAAACAUUGGAAAGGAACUGGGGGCAAAAGAGGGUUGAUCUGAAGAAGCUUCACCAGAAUUCAGCAUUUUUCAUUUUUAGGAAACAUCACAUUCCACAUCUUGCUGGCCAAAACGAUGGUGGUGGUGGUGUGACAUUCAGGCAGCUACAAGCCUACCCUAGGAAAUGGACAUAAUUACCCAACUACAAAACAUUUCCUAAUGGUUUGGGGCACAGUGACAUUGCAUUGCAGACACAGCACCUGCAUAUGGAAGAUUUCAGUAAGCUUGCCCUGUCCUCCCCUCCUACUCAUGGCUACUCAUACAGGCAGUGCUACGGUGUUGGGAGAAAUGGGAAGUCUCUGUGCAUUUCCACAGACCUAUUGAGCCCCUUCUCUCCAUGCCUUGCAAAAGUUUGGGUAUAAGUGAAGGAGAUGUGUCCCUUUCCCCUCUAACAUUCCUUCGCACUGCCUUGUAUGCACAAGUGAAGGAGGGAGAAAACAGCCUCCGUUUUAGCUCUGUUGGAAUUCUUUGCUUGCAAGUUUUGAGCCCACAAUGCAAGUGGAUCGUGCUCAUUGUCUUUGGAUAAACUUAAAUUGAUGUUGGGAGUAUUUGUUCUGUCUGUGCCUAAUAUCUUGCUUCCUUCUCUCUUCCCCGCACCUCCUUUUUGUCACAAGUGGGGAAGAGAUGGCUUAAAAGUAAAAGCAAUAAGAGGAUCAAACUGAAGUUUUGAUCAUCUGCUGAUUAGGUGCUUCGGAUACUUGAAUUAUGCGCAAGAACUGUGUCUCCAUAAUGUGUACAUAGUCUAGAUCACUAUUUAAGUAUGCCACAAACAGCUGGAUUUAUUUAAAAAUGUCUUGUGUGUGUUUGGAUCAGGAACAAUGGUUUGAGUGGAUCAAUUUAAAGUAGAUCCAUAGCUUGCUAGCAGCUUUGAACCUUAUGUAGUGUUUUGACUUGCUGCUCAUUGAGAGAUAAGCAUGUUUGUGAUCUCCCUCCAAAAUCAUGUGCUUUAAUCCACAAAUACAACAUUGUUGUUUUUUAAAAAAUAAUAAGAUUGAGGUGUAUAUUCUGGUUCUGAUCAUGUCGGUUAGUUGCUGUGGAAACUUUUCAUCACCUGGUCAACAAUCUAUAAAUGAUUCACUUGCAGCACAGUCCUAUGCAUGUUUACUCAUAAUUAAGCCCUCCUGUGUUCAGUGGGAUUUACUCCCUAGUAAGUGUGUUCAGGAUUACAGCCUUAGGUUUUUUAAGGGUUUUUUUAAUGUAUCGCUGUUUACAUGGACACUUUCUUGCAAGUGCUUGAAGUGCCUUGCAUCAGGGAUCUGAAACAAUUUUUAGUUUUAACAAAGCUAUAUUGCCACAGGUGGUGGACAGCUCAGUAGUAACUUUAGUUAAGUGUGAAAGGGGAACAUCUUACUUAAAAGAGAAUCCAUUAGAUUACCAACAGGUUAAUGAAAUGUGAAUGCACGUCUAUUGUCAAACAUGGUGCUUUUAAAAAUUGUAUUGAACACUUCUGAUCUGCCAAUUUCUUGCAAAAAACAAACCAGGAAUUGUUGCAGUAUCUUCUGGUGCUUAAUUGUGGCAUUGUUUAAUAAAAGUCUUAAUGCUGAAUUGUUUGUGCUGUUGAAAAGAAGAAAUGGAUAAAUUAUUUGAAAUAAAUAAAAGAACGGAUGUUU
This is a messenger RNA of Podarcis lilfordi (Lilford's wall lizard), 16329 nucleotides long. NCBI's taxonomy places the organism in Eukaryota, Metazoa, Chordata, Lepidosauria, Squamata, Lacertidae. The record is from the annotation of a GenBank genome assembly.